Messenger RNA from Osmerus eperlanus (European smelt), 896 nucleotides. RefSeq names its product proteasome subunit beta type-6-like. The transcript is spliced from 7 exons. The record is from RefSeq and is a predicted model, not a curated record. Gene Ontology annotation, molecular function: threonine-type endopeptidase activity. Gene Ontology annotation, cellular component: proteasome core complex. NCBI's taxonomy places the organism in Eukaryota, Metazoa, Chordata, Actinopteri, Osmeriformes, Osmeridae. The coding region runs from base 101 to 793 and encodes 230 amino acids.
AAGUUGCACUGCUCGCAUACAGACAGUAACGGGCUGCAGCUUGUCCACUCCGCCGGUUUUCUAUUCACUAAACUAACUUUGGUUAAGUCAACACAGAAACAUGGCGACCGCAACCAUGAGAUACUAUCAGCACAUUUCUUCUAACGGUGAUUUGGUACCGGAUUGGACCACGAAAGAAGUCAGCACCGGGACCACGAUCAUGGCGGUGGAGUAUGACGGCGGCGUGGUGAUCGGUGCGGACUCCAGAACCACAACCGGCGCCUACAUAGCUAACAGAGUGACGGACAAGCUCACUCCGAUCCACGACCGGAUCUUCUGCUGCCGCUCGGGCUCCGCCGCGGACACGCAGGCUAUCGCUGACGCUGUCACCUACCAACUGGGCUUCCACAGCAUUGAGCUAGAUGAAGCCCCAUUGGUACAGACAGCUGCCAGUCUGUUCCGGCAGAGCUGCUAUAGGUACAGAGAGGAGCUGAUGGCCGGGAUCAUCGUAGCGGGCUGGGACAAGAGACGAGGGGGGCAGGUGUACACGGUGCCGGUGGGGGGGAUGCUGGUGCGCCAGCCUGUCUCUGUGGGGGGGUCUGGCAGCACCUACAUCUACGGAUACAUGGACGCACACUAUAGGACGGGCAUGAACCAGCAGGAGUGUCUGGACCUGACUGCAUCUGCCCUGAGCCUGGCUAUGCAUCGGGACGGGUCCAGCGGAGGCGUGGUCAGGCUGGCUGCUAUCUCUGAACACGGCCUGGAGAGAAGUGUGAUCCUGGGGAACCAGCUGCCUCGCUUCUCCAGUGCUUAGACACACACACGCACCUAAACACACACACCUAAACACGCACCGAGCUGUUCACUGUGGAAGCUGUUUUUCAGAUUUGUAUUAAAGAACCAAGUUGUCUUUUCAA